UCUUAAGGACGAAACUUGACAUAUUUUUCAGGACUUGAGGUUGUAUUUCACCAUAAUUUACCAAUAUUUCUCUAAAUAUACCUGGAGGCUUUGGUGAUACACUGCUCCCGGAUAAGUUAUCCCUUUGAGCGAAAGUUCUCUAUAUUUGAUCUCCAACUAUUCGACCCAUUUGAACCAUUUUACGAAAACUGAAUAUUGAGGAGAGACUUGACUUGUUAAGAAACACUCAGAAGUUCAACAACGGCGCUACAGUUCGUCAGUUCCAUCAGAUUGGUAGAGACCGCGAAGCUUUAAUGUCUAAUUCUACUGAUUUUCGACUACAAACCUCGGUAUUAUGUCACUCUUUCCUACUAGCUAGUACAGAUAAACAAGAUGCCAGUUACCUGAUUGACUUAGCCGACAACACGAAUACUGAUCUAAAUUUUGUUCCUAAUGGACAAGAAAUUAUCAAAUCAUUACUUCAGUUGGUCAGAGAUUUCAAUCAACGUUUCAGCCGAACACAUGAAAUAGAACCAGUUGCUGAAAGUUUGGGUAUCGAUUCCGACAAACCAGUUGAUAAAACAGCCUUGGAAAUAUUCUAUCUUGAAAUAUUAGAUGGCUUAUUCGAAAAAUUGAACUGGGGGCGUAUUGUAGCAAUGUUUGCAUUUCUACGUAUACUGGUUUUAAGAUUAUCCAAACAUGGACAUAGUGAUGCAAUAAAGAUGCUUAUCAAAAUAACAAGUCAGUAUUCUGAUGAAAAGCUGAAGAGUUGGAUUGAUCUUCAUGAUGGUUGGUCUGGAUUAAUCGAAUUCAGUGGUCACCAAUUUGUAAAUGAUGGACAGGAACUAAUCUGGAAAACAUUACGCAAUGUUGGUGGGCUUGCCACUGGAGCUGUUGGAGCACUUGGUUUAGCUGCUCUUGUCAGUUAUAUCGCAAAUAAGAUUUAAUUCUAUGCCAUUAUGUUUAUAAAAUAUUGAUCGGGCUUUCGUUUAUCAGUAAUAUGACUAGGACCAUCACUACCACUGUUAAUUUCUUCUUUCUAAUUACUCGUCCUCUUACCACUAAUGAGGGCAAUGAAUACCUUUUCUGUGCUUAUAUCUUCAACAUAUGUUGUGUGAUUGAAAAUUUUUGAAACUUUUUUUUCACUGAGUUCAAUAAUAAUAAUAAUAAUAAUAAUAAUAAUAAUGACAAUCAUUAUUAUUCUCUGUGCCUGACAUUUCAUCGUUUUAUGUUAAAUUUGUUUUUCGCACGUUUAAUCGUUACUAUUUUGGAACAAUCAAAAUCACAGGUUAAUUAAUUAACAUUUCACAUAAAACACUGUAGAUAGUUGAAAAUAAUAAUAAUAAUAAUAACAACUCAUUAUUGUACCAUCUUUAUCCAAAAACUGUUAUUGUUUUUUCUCAUUUUUCUUGUGUUUAUAAGGAAUCAAAUUUAUUUCCCUGUAUUUAAUAUCCUCAUUCCCUUGUUUCAUUAUUCACAUAUGUUGUUUUCAUCUUAAAUAACAUAAUUAUCUAGUCUUUAUAUUAUUUAUCAUCUAACAUUAUUGACAACAUUGUUGGUUAAUUUUUAGCGCCUUGCCUUUACUACUUAUUUGAUGUGUUGUGUGUAUUUAAAACGGUGUAAUUUCCAUAUAAUAGUGAAGUUUUAUCGAAUAAUAUAUAUGCAACACCUGUGCAUAUAUAUAUAUAUAUAUAUAUAUAUAUAUAUAUAUAUAUAAUGAUGGUUUUUACUACUGUUUUCUUUUCUGUGCAUACAUGCAUUUAUCUAUUGAAGUUCAGUUGAUUUUGAGUUAAAUUUAUUUGUUUGUAAGUAUGUUUGCUUCUAAAAAUUGGCGAAUGUAUUUUGUACACAUUGGAUAUAUAUGAUGUGUCAUGUAUUGCACUUACAAUGGUUUCUAAAUUAUAUAACAUCCAACUCUACCUACUUUUAUAGAUUUUUAGCCUAUAUAAUUCUUGUUAAGAGAUGGUUGGUACACCGUCAUGUUUGUACAACAUUAAACAUCGAUUACUGAAUUCUAUUCGAAUAAAUAGAUAUGAUAUGUCAUCCAUAACUUAAUAACUUGAGAUAAAGUUUUACACUACUAUAUACUGUGAUGACUGGCCAGAUUCAUCCGGAAAACCUGACAUGAUACCUAAUUACAAAGCAGGGAACUUGAUUAUUUGGCUGACUUGACAUAUUUAUUACAAGUUACAUAUGCUUUAAGUUUUAUCUACUUAUGCAAGGAAAUCUAGAACCUAACAAAUAGAUGAUGAUGGAAUUACUUUGAAGUUAAUCUAUUCUGCCCAUCUAAAUACACGUUAAGUUCGAUCAUGGGAUUGUUUCAAUUUUACAGUGGUUCGUUUCAAAUAUUGACUCAUAUUGUCUAUUAUUUCUCCAAAAGGGGAUGUUAAUAAAUUUUGAAAAUAUGGCAUACAAAACCAUAAGUUUUUCUCCCUUUUUGUGAACUCAAAAUUAGAUUUUAAAGUGUAGUCAUCUGUUCAUUGAGAAAUUGUUUUGGUUUAUAUGCCAAACCAACCUUCAGUUUCUUCAGACAGGUUCACAAAACUAUUGUUAGUCCAGUUUUUCUUUUCAUAUAGAAUAAGAAUAAAUGUCCUACAUUGUGAUUAGUUAGGAUACAUCAACACUCCACAUGCUUCUGAUAUCACCCGAUUUCAUGUUACUCACUAUUAGCUCCCAACAUUGAUACUUAUUGAUUUUCUAUAGCACUAAUGUAAGUUAGGACAAUGAACAUUUUGUUCUGCACUUUAUUUUUAAAACUUGCUGACUUCUAUACUGAAUAGUAGGUUAGUUCACGGAAAAAGCAGUUGAUCAUAAUAGAUUAUUGAUCUCAAGUGGUUACCAGCUUGUGCUCUUCCAAUUGUUUACAUAUAAAUGAAAAAUAUGAGCCCUGCGGGUAGAUGUCACUUUGAUCUCAGUUCGUCAAUCACGUUCUUUCUAAAAACUAAAUUGUUCAUUCAUAUAGUUUUAUAGAGUUACAAUGUAUGCUUAUUUGCAUUUCGCUCUUUGAAUUCACACACUUCAAAAAUCAACAGUUCCCUAUCCUUGAUUCAUAAUUAAAUAACUAAAAUCCAAAAAUCUGUUAACUUCUACACUUAGUCUCAGUCAUUUUCAAAUGUAAUUCGAUCAAGACAAUAGGAUGUGACAAGAUCGCUUACGUGUUGACUUUGAAUGUAUGUUGAAUUAUUAAUCAUAUUGUCUUUUCAAUUAGUAUGACCUCAGACGAGUAAUAAGUCCUACUGAUCAGUAACUUGAACCUGUCAUUUUAAAGAACAAUUAGUUUAUUCAUAUACAUAAUCGUUAGUUAUAUUAAUAACAAACAGAUUUAGGUGUCACACAACCCCUCUUACUUCGGCUUCACUGAGUACUUAUAUUUACUAGUUCAUAUUUUAUGUGACAGUUGCGGAAGUAUUUUAAACCCUCUUAAAUAGACGUUUCAUUAAAUCCUGUUUGUAUUGGAUUGGGCAGAAACAAUGGGAAUCAAGAUGUUUUAUUUAUGUAGAGUUUCUAUACAUCUAAUAUAAGAUACAAACAUAUUCAAGAAAGAAAUUUAGUCUCACCUCAAUUAAAGCUAAUGUAAUCGGUCUCUUGAGUAUGUGAUAAUGGAAUCCAGAAGAGUCGUUUAAUAUCAGUGUAAACUCUCUUGAUUAACCAUUUUGUCAACUGACUUGAACUUGUACGGUGUUAAUCUUAUAUACAUAUAGAUAAAAAUCUGUUUAGGUACCAAUACCAAGGUUGGAAUUAAU
This is a messenger RNA of Schistosoma haematobium, 3722 nucleotides long. RefSeq lists its product as uncharacterized. The transcript is spliced from 3 exons. Gene Ontology annotation, molecular function: protein homodimerization activity; protein heterodimerization activity. The record is from RefSeq and is a predicted model, not a curated record. Gene Ontology annotation, biological process: extrinsic apoptotic signaling pathway in absence of ligand; intrinsic apoptotic signaling pathway in response to DNA damage; regulation of apoptotic process. Gene Ontology annotation, cellular component: mitochondrial outer membrane. Bases 294 to 926 code for a protein of 210 amino acids. Lineage: Eukaryota; Metazoa; Platyhelminthes; Trematoda; Strigeidida; Schistosomatidae.